AUGAGUUCUCAAGAACAACCGGGUCGUAUUGAGACGUUAAACGAAGAGCAAGAAACUAAACUAAAGCAGGUAUGGGCGCACUUAUUCAACUUUUGGGAUAUUCCAGUUGAUUCAAGGAAGGUUCUAACACAUUAUCAUGAUUCAUUACGUAGGAAUAAUACUGUUUCGUCAGAAGCUAGCCAUGCGACAGUUGAAAGCGGCGCUAAGAAAACAGGUAAACUUUUCGGUAGAUUCCGUAAAUCCACGAAGACAGAGAAGAAAGAACCCAUUAAGCCCCGCAGCCGUCAUUCACGUACCUCUUCUGUGACUUCGACGAGAUCUCGCGAAUCUAUUGAAGCUGCAUACACUCCUAAUAUGGUUCAUGACGCUUUGAAGGAACUUCAGCCAGAAGAAAUUAGAAACAAUUUGUGGGACAUGUUAAGGGUAGAUUAUCCAGAUAAUUUGGUGUUGAGAUUUUUGAGAGCGAGAAAAUGGGACACAGAUAAAACUAUGUAUAUGCUUGCGAAUUCUUUACGUUGGAGGUUGAAGGACGCUCGUCCAGAUGACAUUAUUAAGAGAGGUGAACUUGGUGCCUACGAAGAUGAUAAAGCCGGUUACGUCAAAAAUAUCGAGUUGAGAAAGGCAGUAAUUCACGGGUUCGACAGAUUGGGUCACCCUAUCGUUUAUGUUAGACCUAGAAAACAUCUCUCCAGUGACCAAACAGAGGCAGAAGUUCAUGACUACUCACUUUUGAUCAUUGAACAAACCAGAUUAUUCCUGAAGGAACCAGUAGAUGCAGCAACUAUCUUGUUUGACCUUUCAGGGUUUACCAUGUCAAAUAUGGAUUAUGCACCAGUCAAGUAUUUAAUCUCAUGCUUCGAGGCCCAUUACCCUGAAUGUUUGGGUAAAUUGUUUAUCCAUAAGGCCCCAUGGAUUUUCCCACCAAUUUGGAACAUUAUCAAAAACUGGUUGGAUCCAGUUGUUGCAUCCAAGAUCGUAUUCACCAAAACAGCUAAAGAUCUAGCUGAAUAUGUACCAGAAGAAUACAUUCCAAAAGAUUUAGGCGGUGACUGUACUUAUGACUACGAUGCUUAUGAGAAACCGGACGGAUCCUUGGAUACAAAAUUGAACAAGAAAGCCGAACUUGAAGAAAUCGUGACAGAGAGAAAAGCGCUUGUUGACAAAUUCAUUCAAGCAACCGUAUCUUGGAUUGAAGCAACUGAUGAUGAAACGAAUGCCAAAUGGUUGGCAGCAAAAAUCGAAUUAGGCAAAGAAUUGACUGAAAACUAUAUCAAAAUGGACCCUUAUAUAAGAUCAAGAUCAUUCUAUGAAUAUGAAGGAACAUUGUCAUUGUAA
Kluyveromyces lactis is the source of this 1335-nucleotide messenger RNA. It is a transcript of the gene CSR1, whose product is annotated as Csr1p. The record is from RefSeq and is a predicted model, not a curated record. NCBI's taxonomy places the organism in Eukaryota, Fungi, Ascomycota, Saccharomycetes, Saccharomycetales, Saccharomycetaceae. Bases 1 to 1335 code for a protein of 444 amino acids. The transcript has a single exon.